Molecule: messenger RNA, 194 nt
Organism: Funneliformis mosseae
Lineage: Eukaryota; Fungi; Glomeromycota; Glomeromycetes; Glomerales; Glomeraceae
Source: the annotation of a GenBank genome assembly
GUCUAGAGACUAUGGGAGUCUCAGUAGAAGGUGUUACAGGUCUUGAUGAUUUGGUUUGUUUAUGUGAAGAGGAAGAAGUAUCAGAUCCAGUUUCGAGAGGACCAGGUGUUGAGAGUGUUGAUGGCGUUGUAGAAUGUUGUGAUCCUAGAAACAAUAAAUAUUUUAGGGAGAAUAUCCUGGAUUUACCAAAGUAA